Molecule: messenger RNA, 2031 nt
Organism: Heterocephalus glaber (naked mole-rat)
Lineage: Eukaryota; Metazoa; Chordata; Mammalia; Rodentia; Bathyergidae
Gene: Taf7l
Product: TATA-box binding protein associated factor 7 like
Biological process (GO): RNA polymerase II preinitiation complex assembly; transcription initiation at RNA polymerase II promoter
Cellular component (GO): transcription factor TFIID complex
Molecular function (GO): RNA polymerase II general transcription initiation factor activity
Source: RefSeq, a predicted model, not a curated record
UACAACACCGGACCCCAACGUAGUGGAUCAUGGGGAACCCUGAGGGAGAGAUCGACAGUUUCUCAGAAAAUGAUUCAAGAGUUUCAACAUCAGGAGACAGGAGCUGCCAACCUCGCCGAAUAUUCGUUGACCAUGGUGCUGAAAUUGCAUGCGACAGAACAGCAGAUAUUCCAGACAUGAGUAAAAGCCAGGAUGAACUUCCUCCUGAACUUGAAAGCCAGUUUAUACUGCGUCUGCCUCCGGAACAUGCUUCUACUGUCAGGAACAUAAUACAUUCUGGAAGUGUCAACAUGAACGAUAAAAUUAAAAUUGACUUAUCUUCUGAUAGACGCCAUGCAGUCAUUAAGGUAGAAGAUGUCUCACUAUCUGCUAAGCUGGUUGAUUUACCUUGUGUUAUUGAAAGCCUGAAGACUUUUGAUAAAAAAAAGUUUUAUAAAACAGCAGAUAUUUCCCAGAUGCUUGUGUGCAGUGCUGAUGGUGACCUCCCAUCUUCUCAAGAAGAAUCAGUUACCUCUACUGAUCUUAGUGUAACCAGGAAUAAGGAAAGAGAGACAGAGAAAAAAUAUAUCUGGAAGCAUGGAAUUACUCCACCACUUAAGAAUGUCAGAAAGAAAAGGCUCCAGAAAACUCAAAAAAAGUACAUUGAAUCUCGAGAUGUGGAAAAGGAAGUGAAGACAUUGCUGUGUUUGGAUGCUGAAGCUGUCAGUGGCCGAUGGGAAGUCAUUGCUGAUGAAGAAACCAAGGAAAUAGAAAGUCAAGGCUUCAUCCCAAGCUUUCCAGCAUUUCCAGCAACCAGUGGUUAUAAGCAAAGUGAUACCUCAUCAGAGCAUGAUGUGGUUCAAGAGAUAUUCAGUGAUUCUAGUAGUAGCAAUCAUGACAAUGAGGAUGAGAAUGAAGAGCAGGAGGAUGAUGAUGACGAUGAUGAGGAAGAGGAGGAGGAGGAGGAAGAAGAUGAUUUUGAAGAGGUUCUAGAAAGGGAGCUACAGGCCAAGAUUAUUGAAUAUGGCCAGCAUGAGACGAAGGAAGGUGCCAGUUCAAUAGUUAUGGAAAUUCAGAAACAUAUUCAUUACAAGGAGAAAAAGCUCCAACAGAUUCAAAACAAAGCACAGAGACAGAAGAAUAUAAUCAGAAAAGUGGAAAACCUGAUCCUCAAGAAUCAUUUAAAGUCUGUGCUGGAGAAUCUUGCAGUACAAGAAAAGCAAAAAAAUGAUCAGAUCACUUCCCUACAGGAACAGCUGAACCAUUUUCUGCAGAAAUGAAGAGAGCUUUCAGCCUGGCACAUAAACUGGAUUCACCAUCCAGACUGAAGACUAGAUAAAAUUGUGCAUGUUUUUGUCCCUUCAGUUGCCUCAAUUGUAUUUGUUUCUCUGAAACUUUUUCUAUAGAUAAAAUGUUCAAAGCUCAUACUCAAAUAAAAAUAGUACUUAAAAAUUAGAUUUAAAGUACCCCCCCCUCAACAAUGGAACUUUGCUUCUGUCAAUUUUAGAAUUACAUAUAUUGCUUUUGUGCUAUGGUGCCAUCAGGUGAUUCAGCCAUGCUUGCCAAAGGCAGAUAUUCUAGCCUAGAAGGCCAUGUAACUGAUUUGCAUGUAUGUUAGCUUUUCCAAACUCUUCUGAUUGUUUUAAGUAUUUUCUACAACAUAGAAAAAAAUCGGUUCAUUUCUGUCAUGAGCUAGGACCUGCCACAGUGAAUUUAAGUGCCUACCUUGGAGCAGUUAAUAAUAGUUUAUAUCCUGUCUUUGUUCAGGUAAUAGAGCUGCUUUCUUGCUCAGGGAUGAUUUCUUGCUACUGUUUGUCUUUGCUAAGUUGUCAUGUAUUUAGGACUGUGGCUGGUUGUUAUUCAUGAAGUAAGGGAACAGUUAGAAGAGAGCUGAAAAUUUCCAAGCUGUUGUCCUUAUUCUGAGCCUCUUCAUCCUAAUCCCCAUCAGAAAAAGUUUAGGAAAAACCAGAUACCUAUAAUUCCUAUGCAGAUUUCCGUAACAACCCUGGAUUGUUUUUUUAGUUAUAUUGUAGUUUUCUAGUCUGCAUUCCU